Carassius gibelio (silver crucian carp) is the source of this 3388-nucleotide messenger RNA. Its product is annotated as ATP-binding cassette sub-family D member 2-like. Lineage: Eukaryota; Metazoa; Chordata; Actinopteri; Cypriniformes; Cyprinidae. The transcript is spliced from 10 exons. Gene Ontology annotation, molecular function: ATP binding; long-chain fatty acid transmembrane transporter activity; ATP hydrolysis activity. Gene Ontology annotation, biological process: fatty acid beta-oxidation; peroxisome organization; long-chain fatty acid import into peroxisome. The record is from RefSeq and is a predicted model, not a curated record. Gene Ontology annotation, cellular component: peroxisomal membrane. Bases 162 to 2396 code for a protein of 744 amino acids.
CAAAUGACGGAAACGUCUUACCUAGCGGUGCAGUUUCAACCUCACGGCACCAUGAAUUAUAUGUAUAUAUUCUCUUUAAGUCAUUUAGUGACCCUAUGGAUGUAAUUUGGAACCAAGUGAAGAUUGCAAACGACUUAUUUUUACAAAAGCUGGAUUAAAAAAUGAGCAACAUCCUCCAUGCAGCAUCAAAAGUGAGAUGGAAUCAGAGCAAUGCAGCGAAAAGAGCGGUGCUCCUGGCGGCCGCCGCAUACGGGGCGAAAACGCUUUACCCCAUCAUCUGCAAACAAAUAAAUCAACGGAAAACAACCAAGAGCAACACUUCUGCACCGGGACAUGAGGAUGGAUUGAUACCUGCCCCUAAAACUACACCAGAGACUGCCUCCAGCCUGAGUACAUCGCCCGGCGUCAAUGCGGAAUUCUUCAAGCAGAUUCUUGAGCUGGUUAAAAUCGUCUUCCCGAAGUUUGUAACUAAAGAACUGGGUUUAUUAUGUUUACAUUCAUUAGCUCUGGUUUCACGGACGUUUCUGUCGAUUUAUGUGGCAGGUCUGGAUGGUAAAAUAGUGAAAACGAUCGUAGAGAAGCAGCCGCGGAGCUUCAUGAUCAAACUGAUGAAAUGGCUUCUGAUCGCCAUCCCGGCCACAUUCGUCAACAGCGCGAUCCGCUAUCUGGAGUGCAAGCUCGCGCUCGCGUUCCGUACGCGUCUGGUGGAUCAUGCAUACCAAACGUAUUUCACCGAUCAGACCUAUUAUAAGGUCAGCAAUAUGGACGGGAGGUUGGCGAACCCGGACCAGUCUCUAACCGAGGAUGUGAUGAUGUUCUCGCAGUCGAUUGCUCAUCUGUACUCGAACCUCACCAAACCCAUCCUGGACGUGAUACUGACUUCAUAUACCUUAAUACAGACUGCGAGAUCUCGCGGUGCGAACGCAACCGGACCCACUCUCUUGGCCGGGCUAGUGGUGUUCGCCACGGCGAAGGUUCUGCGCGCGUGCUCGCCGAGGUUCGGGAAGCUGGUGGCGGAGGAGGCGCACAGGAAGGGCUACUUGCGCUAUGUGCACUCCAGAAUCAUAGCCAAUGCAGAGGAGAUCGCUUUCUAUAGGGGACAUACGGUGGAGAUGAGGCAGCUGCAGAAGUGUUACAGUACCCUGGCGGAGCAGAUGAACCUCAUUCUAUCAAAACGUCUGUGGUACAUCAUGGUUGAACAGUUCCUCAUGAAGUAUGUCUGGAGUGGAUGUGGCCUGGUUAUGGUGGCCGUGCCCAUUAUCACUGCUACUGGCUUUGCUGACAACGAGCUGGCUGACGGUCAGACACAAGUGUUGGUGAGUGAAAGAACAGAGGCCUUUACAACAGCUCGCAAUCUGCUGGCCUCAGGGGCGGAUGCCAUUGAAAGGAUCAUGUCUUCUUAUAAAGAGGUCACCGAGUUGGCUGGCUACACAGCACGUGUGCACAACAUGUUCUUGGUAUUUGACGAAGUCCAGAGGGGAAUAUACAAGCGUUCAUCUGCUGUCUUGACCGCAGGGGAGAUGAUAAGCGGGGAUGAUAACCGACCUGAGAUGCACAUCAAUGGCCCCCUGGAAAUCAAAGGCAAAGUGAUUGAUGUGGAUAAAGGUAUAGUCUGUGAAAAUGUGCCUAUAAUCACUCCUAAUGGAGAUGUGGUUGUGUCCUCCUUAAACUUCAAGGUAGAGGAAGGGAUGCAUUUGCUGAUCACAGGGCCCAAUGGAUGCGGGAAAAGUUCUCUGUUCCGGAUCCUCAGUGGCCUGUGGCCCGUGUAUGGCGGACUUCUGUACAAACCAUCACCUGAGCACAUGUUUUACAUCCCACAGAGACCAUACAUGUCAGUCGGAACGUUACGGGACCAGGUCAUCUACCCCGACUCUCUAGACGACAUGCAUGACAAGGGCUACAGAGACAAGGACCUGGAAGUUAUUCUGGACAUUGUCAAUCUAAACCACAUCGUUACCCGGGAAGGAGGGUGGGAUGCUGAGCUGGACUGGAAAGAUGUUCUUUCUGGAGGCGAGAAACAGCGUAUGGGCAUGGCGCGCAUGUUUUACCACAAGCCUAAGUAUGCUUUGCUCGAUGAGUGCACCAGUGCGGUCAGCAUUGACGUAGAGGGUAAAAUAUUUCAGGCGGCAAAGGAUGCUGGGAUCUCCUUGCUGUCCAUCACCCAUAGACCCUCUCUGUGGAAAUACCACACACACCUGCUGCAGUUUGACGGGGAGGGCGGCUGGCGGUUCGAGCAGCUGGAUACGGCCACACGGCUCUCGCUGACGGAGGAAAAACAACGCUUGGAGUCUCAGCUCGCAGGCAUCCCUAAGAUGCAGCUCAGACUGAAUGAACUGUGUAAGAUCUUGGGCGAGGAUUCGGUUUUAAAGACGGUGGAGAACAAGUUUGAGGACUGAAAGGAUCUGGAGAUGCUUGAUGUUCAGGAAAACUUUUGGUACUUUUAAAAUUUUAGCAAUGAUUUUAACAUACGUUGUGAAUACAUGACAAUUCGAUGCUGAAAUUGGAGUUUAAUAAUAAUUGUAGAAACAGUUGCCUUUUGUUUUAUUUUUUGUUUUUAUAAUUUAGUUUUGUUUGCUUUUUGUUUUUGUUCAUUUGUUUUACUUUUUUGUUUAUGUUAUAUUUUGCAGUUUCGUUCUGUUUUUCUUUUUUGUUUGUUUUAGUUCUUUUGUUUUCCUUUUUUUUGUCAUGUUUUUGUUUUGCUUGUGAUUUUCUUAUUUUGAUUAUAUGUUUUCAGAUCUUUAUUGAACCUAUUGCCUAGAAAUUUCGCUGUAUAAAUGAUGUCUCGAAUUUCCUUUCCUCUUUCAGCUAGUUAUAUUUUAGGCAGUGUACUUCAAAGGAUGCAUUGCUCAUUUCUUAUUGAUAUUUUAUACUAAACAACUGUCCUCCAUAUCUGGUAACAUAAACAUGGUAUCCUGUGGUAACAAAUUUAUAUAUAUUUUAUUUCAUGUAAAAUCAUGUAGGUCAUUUACAAACCAAGCUUUUACACAAUCACACUUUGAAGAACAUAGAAAGAGAAAAUGAGAAGAGACUAUCUAUAGGUCAUUGUGUGAGUCAGCUGGGUUUAAGACAGCAGGUUUCUGGUUUUCUGAACAAAUACAAUAUGCUGGAGACACCCAGUGAGGGCACAGCAGGAGGUUCUGUUGUGUCCACACUGAGCUGACAAACAGACAAUGUGUGAUUCUGGGUCACCGGACUAAGCGAGAAUCAUGUUUUAGGUUAGUUUUUCAGCUCUACUGUUUCAUGUCAAGUCAUAUUAUUAUUAGGUUGUAUUAGGUUCAACAUGUGUUGCACAUACUCUGUCCUUUCAUUCAGCCUGAUAUACUGUGAAGUUUGUCUGACAGCUGUGCUGUGUUUAUCUUUAGUACAUUUUUAAACUUUUUCAUUCAAA